GUACACUGACGGUUUUCAAUUACCAACAUAAAUUUGAAAAGUGAAACAGACGAUGGGGAAGAACAGCUGGCACGUUUCUAGACCACCCUUAAUAAUCGCUUUUUCAUUUUUCUGCCAAAACGUACAAUAACUCUAAACCAACUGACUUCCUUCCGUAAAGAAGUCAUUAGAUUUCCCGCGUUGGACUUAGCCCGGAGCGUUUCAACUUACUCUGUAGUCUAUAAUUCAUGCAAUUUAACCAGGUUCGUUGAAUACAGCAACGUAAUUAAUAAACAUAAUUCAAGGCGGCUCUUGCAUUCACAAUGUCACAGUGGUUCUAGAAAAAGCUGACAUUCAAAUGUUGUCGGAGGGUGCUAAUUAAUGCGCGGUAUCGGUGUUUGCGACGAGAAAGUCAUAUAAGCUUCGUGUCUAACCAUAUGUGUGCUUCAUAUAGUCCAGAACUAACUGCAGCUUUGUCUCUGGGAAGCAGCUGUGAGAUUUUUGCAUAACAGAAAAAUCGAUCAGAAGCCUGCUCAUAACAGAUGGAUUUUCUCUCCCAGAUUAACCACCUCUUUCGACGUGAUAUUUCGGAGCAAAUCCAGAAUUUCAUCAACGGUGAGUUCGUUCCUCCAGAAGAUGGAAAGUUCGCUGAUACGUUUAAUCCAAGUACAGGGGAAGCGUUAUGCAAAUACCCUCUCUCGACUGUGAAGGAUGUAGAAAGGGCUGUAGACGCUGCCAAGUCUGCAUUUAACCUGUGGUCCAAAGUUUGUAAGAAUGAGAGAGCAAAUAUUCUAAACCAAGUGGCAAAGUUAUUGGGAAAGAGGUCUGAGGCUUUCAUUCGUGCCGAGAUUAUGGACCAGGGUCGAGCAAUCCACGGUGUAAGCAAGGAAGACAACGACAUUGCGAGAGAGGUUCUCAAUAUCAAAUAUUUUACUGCGCAAGCGGUCGCUACCAUGGAAUCAGCAACGAAAUCACAAGAUUCUGUCAGCUAUACUUCACGGUAUCCUCUUGGUGUUGUUGGAAUAAUCACCUCGUGGGCAUCUCCUCUGCAUUCGAUUUUACGGCACGCGAUCCCAGCGCUAGCCAGUGGCAAUUGCGUGGUUAUAAAACCUUCCUCUUUGGCUCCAGUUGAAGUCCACUUGUUGGCCAAAACAUUCAGUGAUGCGGGGAUUCCAAAAGGUGUCGUGAAUGUAGUUUACGGUAAAGGGGACGUUCUCGGGAGAGCUAUGGCUGCGCAUCCAACUGUAAAAGCUUUGGCACUGGCAGGAAGUGAGAGGACUGCAUCUGCCAUACUUGCCGUGGGUCAGCUUCUUUAUACAAAAAAGUUUACCUUUCAUUUGGGAAACUGUCAUCCGAUGAUCGUCUUCGAAGAUGCAAAUUUAGAGGAAGUUCUCCCGGUUGCAAUCAGAGGAAGUUUUCUUCGCAACGAGGGUCAAAACGUCCAUUCUAUCAAUCGCAUUUACGUCCACGCAUCCAUCCUACAAACAUUUACUGAAAAAUUCAUCAGAGUGGUACAAAGGUUGAAGAUUGGCAGUGCGCAUGAGACAGGAAUACAGGUUGGUCCUUUAAUCAGCAAGGACCAUCGCCAAAGGAUCAUAGGUCUUAUUCAAGGUGCAGUAAACGAUGGAGCAGAGCUUCUAUGGGGCGGAAAAAUUCCAAAACUUGACAGCAAGUUAGGCAAAGGUUUCUUCUUGGAGCCCACGAUACUUGGAGGUUUCCAAAGUUCAACCAUCAAUACCAUAAACACCUUAGAGGUUCAAGGACCUGUGGUAAGAAUUAUACCGUUUCGUAACGCAAACGAGGCUAUAGAAGCAGCAAACGGCACAAUGUACGGUUUAUCAGCCUCUGUCUGGUGCAAAGAUGUUAAAGUGGCUCACAAAAUUGCAGACCAGCUAAAUGUUGGCUCUGUAUGGAUUAACAGCUGGCUUCCAAACGAACCUAACAUGCCUCACGAAUCCUGGAAGCAGAGUGGACUGGGACGAACCGGAGGGGCUUACUCCAUAGAUUUCUAUACCGAACUGAAAACUGUUAGCAUAAAAUUCUGAAUCACUACAGCCAAAUCUCGUACCAUGCAAUUUCUUUGUAAUUUUUUAAUUAAAAAAAGCCCACUCUUUGGAGUGUAAAAUAUGUAGAUUAACCAGUGAACAUCAUUUCAAAGGAUCUCAAAGUCCUUGAAAAACCUGCCGCAGAUGCAGAGCACCAAUUUCUUUAUCUAGUUAACGCUUUAUAUAACGAAACAUUUAUUUUUUUCCUUUGUUUCUGACAUUUCCAACGAGUAUUCAUAGCGUAAUUAACUUAUCAAUAAAGGACUAAAAGUAAUCCGGGGAAUUGCUUUGGUUUCACA
Molecule: messenger RNA, 2323 nt
Organism: Stylophora pistillata
Lineage: Eukaryota; Metazoa; Cnidaria; Anthozoa; Scleractinia; Pocilloporidae
Product: 2-aminomuconic semialdehyde dehydrogenase
Molecular function (GO): oxidoreductase activity, acting on the aldehyde or oxo group of donors, NAD or NADP as acceptor
Source: RefSeq, a predicted model, not a curated record